Messenger RNA from Pogoniulus pusillus (Red-fronted tinkerbird), 6570 nucleotides. RefSeq names its product protein mono-ADP-ribosyltransferase PARP14-like. Gene Ontology annotation, biological process: protein poly-ADP-ribosylation; negative regulation of gene expression. Gene Ontology annotation, cellular component: nucleus; cytoplasm. Gene Ontology annotation, molecular function: NAD+ poly-ADP-ribosyltransferase activity; NAD+-protein mono-ADP-ribosyltransferase activity; transcription corepressor activity. The record is from RefSeq and is a predicted model, not a curated record. The coding region runs from base 142 to 5589 and encodes 1815 amino acids. NCBI's taxonomy places the organism in Eukaryota, Metazoa, Chordata, Aves, Piciformes, Lybiidae. The transcript is spliced from 18 exons.
CUGCCGCGGGCUGUGCCGCACCGGCUGCCGCGGCGUGCCGGAGGGUGGGUGGCUCCGCUGGGAAAGCGGCGCGGUGCCGCUGAGUUUUCCUCGGAGAAAGAAAACCGAAAGCGGCCUGGUGAGGGGAACAUAGAGGCAUUUAUGGCGGGGCAGCGCCCACGCUCCUUCCCGCUGCUGGUGCGCGGCAACUGGGGUGAUGCCGAGCCGCCGCCCGGCCUGAAGAAGAAGCUUCUCUGCUACUUCCAGAGCCAGAAGCGCUCGGGCGGCGGCGAAUGCGAGCUGCGACCUGGCCCUGGCACCGGGAACCUCCUCGUCUGCUUCGCUUGCCCCGACGUGAAGCAACGUGUUCUUGAGAGAUCGCGUCAUAAGCUGAUUUUGGGAGACAAAAGAGAACUGAAGCUGAUUGUCACAGAGCCUGAAACAGCACUAGGUGCUAAAGAGAAGGAGGCGUUAAAAGACAAAUUAUCUCCCACUAAGGCUCUGGAUGCCAUGGGAAACCUUCAAACAAAAGGUGACACAGAUGCCUCGGAAGAAGCAGAGAGUUUCGUUCCAAAGAGUGAACUCCAGGAGGAAGCUGGUUCUGUGGAGCACAUUGCAGAAAAGCCAUCAUCAGUGAUCUCAGCUAGAGUGGUUUUUGAAAAUAUAGAAGGUUGCAGUCCAAAGUGCUUAUAUAUGCUGAUACAGAACAUCAGUGGCCUGGCACCAAAUGAUGGCUUCACCGUGGAAGUGAUAUCUGAAAUAAAUGUUGCUGUAGCUACUUUUACAAAAUGCAUUGACACUGCAGCGUUUCUGAACAAAUGCUCCCGAAACAAGAAACUGAAAGAGCUGCGGGUGACUGCCAGGCCUCUCGAAAGGACUCAGAGCAUCAAGGCUGAAGGUGUACCAGCCAGUGUUUCCACAGGCUACAUCACAGUUUACUUUGAGAGCGCACGGAACGGAGGGGGGCCAGUGGCAGAUGUCCAGCUCUUUCCUGAGGAGAAAUCUGCCAUCAUUACCUUCUGUGAUCACAAAGAUCUAAACACUGUCUUGGAAAAGCAGCAUUUUCUGGAACAGACACAGAUUUCUGUGCAUCCAUAUUACUACUCCUUGGGAGCAGCUCUCUAUGGAGCAGCAAGACCAACUGUGAAGAUGCCAGACCCCACUGGGGUGCCACUAGACCCAUAUGUCUGGCAGUUUUUACAAAGGGAGGCUACACUGAUCCAAGACAUAAACCAGGAGAUGGCAGUUUGCCAUUGUGAGCUAAAGUGGCCCCAGGCAGACUGUGAACGCCCAGAAGUUAUGUUGUGCCCAUCCUCAUCUCUCUCCAAGCAGAAAAAGUUGAUCAAGACAUGGAAGCAAAAUGCUUUUACUGAGUUCUCACGUAUCAUGGCACAUUACAUAGCUAUAAAAUGUAAUGUAAAUUCAGUGAAUUGGGAAGAUGUGAGACCCAGACUGGCCAAAGACGCUGUUUUGGUCAUAACUGAUGUUUCUGAGGAGAUGGUGGUGAUUGCAGGCAACAGAGCAGCAGUGAACAGCGCAGAGAAAGAACUCAGGGAGUGCAUGGAAAAAUCCGUGAGGCAAAGUGAAAGGCAAGAAACAAACCUAGAAAUUUCUGUGUUUGUGACCCCAGGGAAGUAUGCUGUUCUGCACAAUGCUGGGCUAGAAGACAGUAUUCAUGAAAAGUAUCCCUACUUAAAGAUCUUUUACGAUGACAUAAACAAAACUGUCCAUUUGUGUGGAUUACCUGCGGAAAUACAGAAAGUCGAAGCUGACUUAGAGGUGAAGGUGUUGAAUAUCCCAUGUACAUCUGUUACCGUUGAUCCCCAUGUUUUCUGCUAUCUACAGCAUGCAGAUAACAAGAGAGUGUCAGAGACAUUAUUCACUAAGAAAAACAUUAAUGCUUUUUAUGAGCUUGAGGAUGAAAACGUGCUGCUAGUUGGAAGUGGUCCUGAAGUCCUAUUAGAAGCAGAAAGGCAAAUAAAGACAGGCUUGGAAUGUAAGCUCAUCAGUCUGGAGUAUCUUGACAUCAGUAAAAAGGAGCAGUGGAGGAGUCUUCUUGCUUCCUUGUGUAAGGAAUACAGUUCUUCUGAGGAAAGCAUAGUCAUUGAAGAACCUGCUGAAAAUCAAGUGGUUAUUGCUGGCUUUUCCAAGGCUGUAGAAGAAGUUUAUCAGAAACUUACUGAUUUUAUAGAUAGAAACAAACAUGUGGAAAAGGUAAUCCCAGCAAAGUCGGUGGUGGUAGUGCAGUUUGUAGAGGAGGAAAAGUCCAAUAUUUGUUGUGAACUGAGGAAGCAAGGGGUGACAGUAUGUUUUGACACCAAGAAACCAAGUAUUUCUCUAAGUGGACCAAAAACAGAAGUGUCAAAAGCAGGCACCACAUAUGAAGAAAUUCUCUCAUCUCUCUACUCAAGAAAUGUACGAAUAGAUAAACCAGGAGCCAAAGAGUUCUUCACUGAGAGGAAAGAUUCGUGUGUUUUUGAGGUAAAACAGAGAUUUAGCUGUUUGAUUAGGCUGGAGGAAGAAGAAAAUAAAGAACAAAACCAAGCGAGUGGUGAAAAAGUCGUCGAUAAAAAGGAAAGAAAACUCUACUACAAGAAAAUGCUGCCAGAUGGAGUUGUUGUAGCAGUGUGUAAAGGUAACUUGUAUAAUUACCCUGCUGAUGCUGUGGUAAAUGCAGCUAAUGAAGACUUAAAACAGGUUGGGAGCCUGGCUGAUGCACUGUUAAAGGCAGCUGGUCCUGAGCUGCAGCGGGAGUGUGAUGAGCUGGUGAGGAAGAAUGGGAUUUUGCACCCUGGGUGUGCAGUUGUCACAAAGGCUGGGAAACUCCCCUGCAAGAAUGUCAUCCAUGCUGUUGGGCCCAGGUGGAGGCAGGACGAAGCAGAACAGUGUGUGUGCUUGUUAAAAAAGGCAGUGAAGAAAAGUCUACAGCUAGCUGGAAUAUAUGAUCAUCAUUCUAUAGCUCUGCCUGCUAUAAGCGGGGGGAUUUUUGGCUUCCCACUUCAGACCUAUGCAGAUUCAGUUGUAUCCUCCAUUAAGGAGACCUUGGAAAAAUCUGUAGGGGACAGUAGCUUGAAGGAGGUUCAUCUUGUGGGUGACAAGGAAGAAAUGGUUCAGGUUCUGAAUGAGACAGUUAAAAAAGUCUUUACAGCUGCACGGUCUUCCCAAAGACUGAGAGAACACCAAAAGGAGAAGAGGGAAGGUGAUCUGCAGACAGUCACAACCAAUGAAGGACUUUGCAUCCAAGUAGAGGAGAAGAACAUUCAGGAAGCCACGACGGAUGUUAUUGUCAACAGUGUGGGCACAGAUCUGAAGUUUGGCGUGGGGCCGCUUUGCAAAGCCUUGAUAGAAAAGGCUGGACCACAGCUCGAAGAAGAAUUUGAUGAACAAGCACAAAGCCAGUUUGCUGGUGAAGGGAGCGUGAUCUGCACCAGUGGAUAUGCUUUGGCCUGCAAUUCUGUGCUUCAUGCCAUACUUCCUGCGUGGGAUGGAGGAAAAGGAGAGAGCAUGAAGGCACUAGAAAAUAUCAUCAAGUCCUGUUUGAAGAAAACUGAAAAACUUGGACUGAAAUCAAUCACUUUCCCAGCUAUUGGAACUGGAGGAUUUAAAUUCCCUAAAGCUGCUGUUUCUAAGUUGAUGUUUGAUACGGUAUUCAAGUUCAGCAGUAGUCACACUCUGCAGACUCUACAGGAAGUUCAUUUUCUCUUGGACCCAAAAGAUGUGGAUAACGUUCAGACUUUUACCAAUGAGCUAGAACACAGAAUAGCUGAAAGUCACAGCGCCGAAGCAUCACAGUCAAGUUUCACUACACCUCUUUCAACUGAAGUAUUGGAAGUUUAUGAAAUGCAGUUUGGUUCCAUUACACUACAAAUACUUAAUGGAGAUAUUACCAAGGAAGACACAGAAGUUAUUGUGAGUGUGUCAAAUUCAACAUUUGAUGCCACAUCAGGAGUCUUCAAAGCAAUUAUGGAUGCUGCUGGUUCCCAGGUAGAAGAUGAAUGUGAGCAAAAUGUUCAGCAUGCUAAGCAAAAUGGCUUUAUUACUACACAAGGUGGAAACCUGUUGUGCAGUAAAAUCAUCCACUUGGUUCACAACACCAACGUGAAAAGUCAGAUCACCAAAGUGCUUAAUGAGUGUGAGCUAAGGAUGUACAGAUCUGUUGCCUUCCCAGCAAUUGGAACAGGUCAAGCAAAACAGAGUCCAUCCAAAGUAGCUGAUAACAUGUUGGAUGCUAUAAUGGAAUUUGCAAGCAGAAGUGCAGUGCAGCAUUUGAAAAAAAUAAGAAUUGUCAUCUUCCAGACAAACAUGCUUAGAGACUUUUAUGAAAGCCUGAAGAGAAAGGAAGGUUCAGAUUCACCCACAAAAGAGUCGUGGAUGUCUCUGCUUAAAUCAUUUUUUCAGUACAAACCCCAAGCCACCAAGAAGAAAAAGGAGGUGAUUUUAGAGAAGAAGGUCGAUCUAGCCACAUUUCAGAUUUGUGGAGAAAGCCAAGAAAAUGUGGAUGCAGCUGAAUCCUGGAUAGAGAAUCUGAUUUUAAAGGAACAGUUUGAAAACACUAUUUCAGACGAGCUGAUUGCAAAUUUUGAUGACAGUCAGAUUGAUAUUUUGGCAGAUCUCCAGAGAAGAAAGCAAGUCACCAUUCAGCUUCAAAAUAAACUUUCCCUUCCUUGCAUUAAAAUUUCUGGUAUCAGCAGGGAUGUCUAUUUUGUUUCUGUGGAAGUUCAAAAAAUGGUCCAAAAAAUUAAGGAUACUGAAGAAGAACGCUCCAAGGCAGAAGUUGUUUAUAACCUGGUAGAGUGGAGGUAUUCAGCAAGCAAUGACAAUUUUGUCACUGUUGAUAAACUGACAAAUAUGCAGCUGGAGGAUGCCAAAUCAGCUAAAACCCAACAUCUCACUAUCAGUAUUAACAAGAAUAAGUACAAGGUGGAUCUGAAUACUCUGCAGGCUAAAGAUGACAACGGAAAAACUAUAAUCUUUCAACGUGUACCAAAGAAUGAAGCUCAGCAGUCAAUAGAGCUCCCAAAGCACUGGGAUGACAUGCAAGAUCAACGGGUCAAACUGGUGAAUCUCAAGCCAUCACAUGAGGAAUAUCUGGAAGUUGAGAAGAAAUUUAAGGAAACUUGUCCCUACUUUCUCAUAGAGAAGAUUGAAAGAAUACAAAAUCCCUUCCUCUGGCAGACAUACCAAAUUAAAAAAAAAUCUCUCUGUAAGAAGAACAAGAAUCAAAAUAAUGAGAAGUUGCUGUUUCAUGGGACACCUUCGUCCUCACUGAGCAUGAUCAACUACAGUGGAUUUAAUCGUGGGUUUGCUGGAAAAAAUGUAGGUGCAGCCAUUGGCAAUGGAACCUACUUCGCUGUUGAUGCAAGUUACUCUGCUCGGGACAAUCUGUCCACACCAGAUCUGGACGGCAGAAGAUACAUGUUCUUGGCUCGGGUCCUCACUGGGCAGUACUGUGUGGGGAGCAGAGGACUAAUCACUCCACCAGCAAAACACGAAUCAGAUCCUACUGACCUAUAUGACAGCGUGGUUGAUGAUGUAUCUCGUCCAAAAAUGUAUGCCAUAUUUAAUGACAUUCAGGCAUAUCCUGAAUACCUCAUUACUUUCAGAAAAUAGACUAUUCUUAAUCAUCUAGAAAAUUCUAGUGCCUUUUACAUGUGGGAAUUAACAGGGCGAUUCUUGACUCUUAUUCGUAUCUUAGUUUCUUAACUGAAGUGGUUUAUUUCCCUAUCCCUGUGUUUAAAUAAAUCUGCAGAUCAUCAACAUAGUGAGGCCAGGGUCAGCAAAUAUUUUAGAGUAUGCUCUUUCACACUCUCAUUUCAAAUUCAGUUAUGCAGAGGUGCAGGCAAGAACUGUGACAACAGCCCCAACCUCUUCCUGUGCAAGGCAGAGGGGGCCAGUAGGUGAGGGAGCUGCAUGAAGUAAGAGGUGUAGGGUAGGUCGGUGAACCUGUGCUGCAUAUUUCAGUUUCCAGUAUUCACCAUAAAGCACCAAGUAGCUGAUUGUCUGUGAGGAUUUAUUGAAACUAAACUCGUGUUGGGGGACUAACCUCACUCACCAGCAGACUUUUCAGUCAUUCUCAGACAUGGAUUUACCCUUGGUGGUAACAGUCCUGCAAAAAAAUUGCAAUAUUGAACAUACACUUUGCAUUCAUUGUUUCACACCCCCCCUGCUGCUGCAGCACACUUUGUUAUUCCCUGGGUAUAAAUUUGUACGUUCAAACCUGUUUCUUAUGGGCAUUCUCCACAGUCCCCCAUGCUAAGUACAACCAACUUCCACAGGCAAAGCUAUUGCUACUUGGAUUUUCAAGACAAUAAAGAGACACUUUGAAUUUCUUCCAGGCAGUACCAAAAUACUGACCCUUCUGUAGAACUUCCAAUUUGCAGAGAGCCAUCUGCAGGUUAGUUGUACCCCUACAAGUUAGUGCUCUGUUUCCACACUUAAACCAUUUUAUUAUUAUUUUAAAUUCUGUAAAGCAAGUAAAUAAUGGCAUUUAUAUAUAUCUUUGCAAGCUGUACACUUAAUUACAACGGUAACUUUACCACUGCCAAGCAAAAGCAAUACACACUGGAUUUAAUAAAAAAAUGUUUUCCAACA